AUUCGCCAUGGGGAUGAGGGACGAGGAGGAAGAAGAAGUGGAAGCAGAGAUUGAUCGCUUGCCGAUCGACGUGCUCGCUCAGGUUUUUGUCAUGAUCCCGUCGCUCACCGAUUUGGCGCAGGCGAGCGGCGUGUGCAGGAAAUGGAAGCGAGGAGUGAAGCUUUCGCUUGGGCGGAGAGAGAGGUUGAGCUUCGCCGGCUUGAAGAUGGACGACGAUUCCACCGCCCGCAUCGUUCGCCGCGCCUACGACCUCAGGGAACUCGACAUUUCGAAGAGUCGUUGGGGCUGCCAUAUAACUGAUGAAGGAUUGUACAGAAUUUCACUUGCGAAAUGCGCAGGGAAGCUAACGUCCAUCUCUCUGUGGGGGAUGACAGGGGUCACCGACCAAGGUGUUGUUCAGCUGAUUGCGAGAGCUAAUGCUUUGCAACAUCUGAAUAUCGGCGGUACAUUCAUCACCGAUGAAUCAUUAUAUGCAAUUGCCAAUAGCUGUCCACAUCUGAAGAGCAUUGUCCUAUGGAGCUGCCGUCAUGUGACUCAGAGCGGGCUUCUUUUCCUUGUAAAUGGAUGUUGCAAGCUUGAAUCAAUCAAUGUCUGGGGAACAAGAGUUCCUAUAGAUUGUUUCGUCAAUUUGCUAACUAUAAAUCCAGGCCUUCAGAUAAAAUAAAACAAAUGCAACUAUUCUAAAGUGUUGAUAUGGUCUCAUCCGGCCAGUACAGUGUACAUAAUUAUUCAUGCUGUGUCAUAAUUGCCUUCGUACAGAUUGUGUACAAUUUUAAAUGAAUAAUUCGCGAACUUGGUGAACUUAUGUUCAUGAGCUGCAAUAAAAUUUGGAUGCGGAUUUGUU
Messenger RNA from Rhodamnia argentea, 844 nucleotides. Its product is annotated as F-box protein At5g67140. The transcript has 5 exons. Bases 8 to 664 code for a protein of 218 amino acids. Gene Ontology annotation, biological process: SCF-dependent proteasomal ubiquitin-dependent protein catabolic process. Gene Ontology annotation, cellular component: SCF ubiquitin ligase complex. Gene Ontology annotation, molecular function: protein binding. The record is from RefSeq and is a predicted model, not a curated record. NCBI's taxonomy places the organism in Eukaryota, Viridiplantae, Streptophyta, Magnoliopsida, Myrtales, Myrtaceae.